AGUGCGAUCGAGGAUCUCAAUCCCUGGAUGGCAUCGUUAAUAUUCGGGAUCUUAGCGUGUGCGGACUUCUAACCUACCCGUCACUUAUGGGAAUGCAUUUUGUCUUUCGGAUUUCUUCUUUUCCCUCUGCUAUUUCUUUAAGACAGUUUUGUACCAAAAUGCGUCUCUUGAGGAAAAGUGGAAAACAGCUUUCGGACUUUUCCAUGCUGAAUCUUUGAUCAGUUGAAGUUUGGCAGACCAUGGAAGGUGGUGGUCGUAAGAAGCUGCAUUCUACCGAUUCUAUCUCGUCGCUCAUAUCUUGGCCGUGGAAUUCCCACGAGAAUGCGGGCUAUGAUGCCAGCUCGAUGGGAUCGUCGAUCUACCGGAAGAAUAUCCGUCCGACGAUCAGUGCCCAGGCGUCGCUGUCGGACACAGCAGCCUUCAAAUUACAGGCCGUCGACGGUAGGCCUCUCGAUGUGGAUGCUCGCGAUAGGAAAAGCAUCUGUGUUGAGCACCUUAUCCGGGAGGUGGUACGGGCGCUGAAUGUGGAGCCACUGGCGGCGCAUUUAUUUGGGAUCUACAGUUGCCGUGAUGGUAUUUGGCUGGCUCCUUGCCGCGAAAUCCGUCUGGAUAGUCAAAAUGAUCGCACACUACAGUUACGGAUACGGUUCUUCUGUGAUUAUAAACUCCUGGCGGAGAGGGAUGCCGCGGCGUUUGAAUAUCUCUUUCUACAGUAUCGUCAGGAUUUCAUCGACGGACAGAUCGAGGAUUUCUUCGACCAGAGCGAUGUUGACUGCCUGCCCAGAGCGAGAGGUUUAGCUGUGCUCGAUAUGGUGCGAGUGAUCAAAGAAGAAGGUCUUUCUUCGGAGCAAGUAAUCAAAAGCUGGCAGAAGCGAUUUAUCCCUCAAGAUCUGCAGAAGCGGAACGGUGUGCAGCAGAAGCUGAAAGCAUCCUUAGCCUCUAAAAUGUCCACGAAACAUUUAAAGGAUGCUGUUGACAAACUUGCUGACGAAUACAAGAACGGCCCAAAGUCGAUUUUUCUGCUGAAGAAGCAGUUUGUUUGGGGUCUGAUGGAACAUUCGGGACAUUAUGUGUGCGAGCAUUUUUCCUGUCAGUUAGGAGUGAAUCCCAACCUUCCCGUUAACAAAGUGCGUCUGAAUAUUUUGGAUGAAUUGAUUACUUUGGAGCGUCGGGAAGGAGAUAAAUGGAUACCAUAUUGUCGCUUAACGGACAUCUGUGAUAUUAAUUUAAUCCCGGAAAAGAUAGCGUGCCAUAUCAAUCGUAUUUCCGGUCAGCCGCUGUGUUUUCGGUUCUCUAGCACAGCCGCUCUGGAGUCUUUCAUUUCCUUGUUGGAUGGAUACUUCAGAUUUACGCAUAAAUUUUAUUAUGAUGUUUGCCGGGCUCUUUGUAAUCCCAGUUUACAGGUCCUAAGAAGCGAAAAAUGCCAUGGCCCUAUGGAAAAAGAUAUGAUGUAUGAGAAAUUACAUGGAAAGCCCGAAGGAACAUUUGCUCUGAGCCAGUCCACGGACAUGUACAAUACGUUUCGAAUCGAUGUGGCUGGUAAUGUGGAACAGCCCUUCCGAUCGUUUGUCAUUGAUACGACUUGCGACGGCCAUUAUCGAGUCCGCAAGUCCAAAGUGGAGUUUCGCACAUUGUCGGAGUUGUUGACGUAUUAUAAAUCACCCCAUGACGGAAUUCUACUGAAAGAAUGCCUGAGGCCGCACGAAAAUGAGCUAAUUGGACUAAAGCUGUUUCCAAGCUCGUGUGAUAACGCUAAGGAUACCGGGAGGAUGUAUGACACGGGAAACUUCUCCGUUCCUCUGUGUAUUCCGCCGUCCGGGCUGACUUACCCGUCGCCUUCACAUGUGCACGACGGGGAGCAUAGCCAAGUGCGACGAGGCUGCUUAAAGAUCUCUGACAGGAAGAGCGUGGACGUUGCAGUGAAAUCCCUUUCAAGUAAUGUCUCUAUGGAAUCCGCACAAAAAUGGCUGGCUGGAGUGCAGACAUUAAUGCACCUGUCCAACUCGGCCAUGUUGAUCCGCUUCUAUGGAAUCCUGUUGAACCCGCUAAGUUUCGUAACCGAAUAUUUCCCGCUAGGCAAUGUCCUGCAGUUUCUCCAACAGAAGAGAGCCUUGAUAUCCCUACGGAAUUUGUUGGACAUUGCCACACAAAUUGCUAAAACACUGUGGUGGUUGGAUGAACAGAAAGCAGGAUACGGGCCGAUUCGGGCGAAGAAUGUUUUCGUUGCGGAUUAUCUAGGCGAAUCCGUGAAAGUCGUCGUUGGACCAAUCGGGUUGGGCAGUGAAUCUGUACACUGGGUGGGCUUGGAUUCGAAGGGAGAUGCCAAUGAUGCGUGGGAGACUUUGUCUCAUUCGGAUCGGGGAAAUUGGGGCUACGGGACAUUUCUGUGGGAAUUGUUUACCUUUGGGCAGGUGCCGUUAUUGGAAAUAAGUGACGAAGAAGCCGAAUCUUUGUACAGGAAUGGAUAUCGGCUGGAAAAGCCUUCAAUUUGCCCAGAGGAUGUCUACCGGCUAAUGGAGCGCUGCUGGCACAAUGAUCCCUUGCAGCGACCGGCUGUCGAUGUGAUUUUACGUGAAAUGAAUAAAGUACUCCAUCUGUUAUAUGACGAAAGCAAGCCGCUUUACCCCGAUGGAACAAUCGAAAUCGGAAUAAAAAAAGAAUCCAAGCAGGAGUUUCUGCUUCGGGUCACCGGAAAUUGUCUGAAACACAGAAUGCAGACAGCGGAUCUAAAUUUAAAUAAUUUCCUGGGAGAAAGAGAAACAAACGGCAGCCCCUAUGAUCCGUGGCUUAUAGAAGAAACGGCGUUGAAAGUCGUCGAUAGACUUGGAGAAGGACGCUAUGGAGAAGUGAAUAAGGCACUGUACACCGAUCCCUUGAGCGAUGAUGAGCCACGCGUAGUGGCGGUAAAACAGCUGAAACAAAUUAAAGGCGAUCGAACGUUCAGCCGAAUAAUGGAUGAAAUGCGGGAUGAGAUGAACAUUAUGAAAUCGCUGCAGCAUGAGAAUAUCGUAGAAACCGUGGGAAUGGUGCUCGAUCCAGUGCCCUUGCUGGUGAUGGAAUUCGUUCAGAAUGGAGCUCUGAGCUUAUAUCUGCGUAAUCACCAGGGCGGUUUAUCUCCGACCCAUCUGCUACAGUUCGCAACGGAUGUUGCCAGCGGCAUGGCAUAUCUGCAGAGCAAAGAUAUUGUGCAUCGAGAUCUUGCCGCGCGGAAUAUUUUGGUUACCGCGGAACUACGUGGGAAAAUUAGUGAUUUCGGUUUGGCUCGCUUCAUGGAUACCGGUGGUUAUUAUUUAACACAGAAUUUUGGCCGGAGUAUCCCAUUGGCAUGGUAUGCCCCGGAAGUGAUAGAUUAUCACAAAUAUUCGUCCAAGAGCGAUUCGUGGUCAUUUGGAGUUCUUUGCUGGGAAAUGUUCACGUUUGCCGCACCGCCUUACUUUUGUGAUUUAGCCAAUUUAAGUGAGAAACUGAAGGAGGGCGUGCGACUCGCUCAACCGGCUUUGUGCCCCGAUGAAAUCUACGUUAUUAUGCGGUCAUGCUGGGAAUAUGAGGCAGCCAAGAGGCCGGAUUUCGUUAUUUUAUACCGGACAUUUUUUGAUCUUUUACAACAGGCCUAGUUUUUAUAGCGCUUAUUUGACAGCUGCUGUCUCAGGGAUUUGAUCACAACUUCGCAAUGAGUUUUCAGCAUGUUAUUGUUUUAUUUGCUUUGUUGGACCUUUGAAGAUUUUUUAAAUUGAAGUUUAAUUGAUGUAGCUGGCUGUAUUAUUUAAUGGUUUGGUAACACUUCGCACUGCUGCGCCAGCUGAAAUGAGUGCAUUGUUUCUAAUUUCUGGAACAAGAAUUGUUGUCUAAAUAAAAGUUCAGAUUGUUU
Messenger RNA from Paramacrobiotus metropolitanus, 3868 nucleotides. Its product is annotated as tyrosine-protein kinase JAK2-like. The record is from RefSeq and is a predicted model, not a curated record. The transcript has 8 exons. Gene Ontology annotation, cellular component: cytosol; cytoskeleton. Gene Ontology annotation, molecular function: ATP binding; non-membrane spanning protein tyrosine kinase activity; cytokine receptor binding. Bases 240 to 3614 code for a protein of 1124 amino acids. Lineage: Eukaryota; Metazoa; Tardigrada; Eutardigrada; Parachela; Macrobiotidae. Gene Ontology annotation, biological process: hemopoiesis; cytokine-mediated signaling pathway; intracellular signal transduction.